AUGUCGUCAAACGAAUACAACCCAUACAAUUACCCAUACCAACAGAGCUCUGCUCAACAGUACUCGGCAUAUCAGACCGCGCCCGCCUCUAACAAUGUCCCGCAACCGUCGCGCCACUAUCAACAACCUGCAACGACACAGGCCAAUGACUACAUGUCAUACCAAGGACACACUCACGGUGGACAGAGCAAUGGCUAUGGCGCACCGGGGCAAGACAACUCAUGGAAAGGCAGCAUUUAUGGGGGCAGCCGGGAAACCACGAGAGGCGCUGCAGAAGUGCUGCGUAACAUGAGCAACACCUCGUACACGCCCAACAGCACAAGCGUGACCCCAUCAAGCUUCACUGCGGCGAACAACACCACUGCGCAGACCUCGCAAUUCUACACAGGCUCUUCCCAUUCACCACGAAUGCAGCCACAAUCGACCCAUACUUCUCAGUCCACCUAUGGCCAGUCUCAGCCUCGACCCCCAAGCACUAUCUACAACCAGCAACAGCAGCGGUCCGCAAGCCCGGCCCAACUUCAAUACAAUAACAGCUCCGCUGCUGCAGUGACUUCUUCGAGGGACGCCGCGAUGACAGCUGCUGCGUCACAGCAGUUUACAGACUAUGAUCGUCGGCAGCUAGCGAGUGUGGAAGCUUCGCGCUCAAAUCAGAUAGCCACACCGUCCACUUCUUACAACUAUGCCAGCACUUCAACAAUUGCUCAACCCGGUCCCAUUGAGCCUCCACCGUCCAGUGCUGCCGAGACCUACGCUGGUCAAGGCUCCACGGUAGACCCGAUGGCUAUCUACGAUCCGUGGCCCGAGUACCAGCGAAAGCAAGAACUCAUACGCGCUCAAAAGGCUAUUGAAGAUGCAGCACGCGCCGAGGAUGAGCGUACAGCAGAAGAAGCUCGAAAGGCAGGAGAGGCAAAGGACGAAGAGCGGAGGCGUCUAGAAGCGCGGACUGCCGCACUUCAAUCCACGCAGAAGUUAAAGAAGACACAAAAGCAGCAGCAAAGUUCGGCUGAAGCCAGUUCCGCCGCCCCAGAUGCAGAUCCAGCUACUGGCGAUGCUCUCGAGGCGGAAAUUCGUGCAAUGAUGGCAAAGAUGCGCGAAUUGAACAGUAAAGACCCGGCUCUUCUUGCGCGUAUAUGGGAGGAGGAGCGAAGAGCUAAAGCAGCGCCGAAGUCACCAACAGUUCAGAACAAACCCACUACACAGGCGAACUCCGCUGCCCCAGCUCAAUCUUCUCAAGCAAACACACCACAGGUUGCCAAUCAGAGAAGAAAGGCAGCGCCCAAAGAAGCUUCGUUCACAAAUGCAGCCAAACCGGCAACGCCCAUACCAGCUCCAGUUGCACCCAUGAGCACACCAGCUCAGGCCUCUACUGCACGUCCUGGUAACACGAUCUGGCCGCUUGAGAAGAGAAAUCACCUAGCUGAUGCAGCUGCGAAAUACCUCCAGAUACUCAGCAUGUUGAACAGCAACCCUUCCUAUAUUGAGCUCUGUGCACAACUGGAGCAAUCCGGCCUCAAACUCGAUCGUGCAGCGUUUGCAAAGAAUCUGCUUACCGCAGUACCUGAUGUGAACUCAACGGGUCGCAAGGCAGCACCGCCGCAGCCAACACCAGUGUACCGUCCUCAGGUACCUGCUGCGGUUAUGAAGAAGGAAAUCGCAACGCCCGGAGCUGCCAGCCCAGCUUUUACACCUGCCGUCGCGUCUUCUACAAACAGGUCGUCCUAUCCACCAUUCCCCGACAGUGCCUCCCCUGCUCCCACGCCCGCUCCUGUCGCUGAAAUGAUUCCGAUCAAACCAGAGUUGAAAACACCUGCAAACAAGGAGGAAGCGGCCAGGAAACGCAACAUUUCAGAGCUGAUUGACAUGACGUUGCUGUCGGAUGAUGAAGAUAUGGGCCCUCCCCCGAAGCGGCUCAACUCAGACGCUAUGCACUCCUAUGGUUCCCCACAUGCUCAUAUUGAGGAUGCUAUGGUUGUCGAUAGUGAACCUGUGGUCAAUAACUUCCCGAUAGCCAAUAUCCCGGCCCGGACAGUUCCCCAGUCGACUCAACAGCCGGCACCUCCAUCGGUGCAUGUUCCGGAGCUUCGGCACGUGGCUGUCGCCGAAGCCUUGCAGAAAAAGAAUGCACUUCGUAGGAACAACUACAAUCCGGCUACGAUUGCGCGAGAUGUGCUUCUUGCUUGCGGCAGGCAUCCAUCUGAGCGGCAGCUGAAUCAGCACCUGGAGGUUUUGAGAACAACUCUGCCGGUUACUUAUGAAAGCGAUCUAAGUACGAUCAGAUGGGACAUACUGGAUCCCGGAACUCCGCCUCCUGGAUAUUUCAAGGACAGUGUACAGGCUCUGACAGAAGAUGCCGAUGACGAGGAGGAUUCUGAAGAUGAAUAUGGAGAGGCGCGCCCGCGGGCUCAAUCAAACGCGAUUGGCGGUGAGAGUGGGGUACAGGCAAGGGUCCAAGCCUUACCUGAAGGAAUCAACCCGUUUAAGCAGAAGAAGCGUGGGUACAGCGCCUUCCGUUCUGCUACAGAGUAUGGACCGGAUGGACAGCCUCUGCCUAAGAAGAGAGGCCGCCCAGUAGGUUGGAGAAAGGCCAUCCAUGGCUCGGUCGCUGCUCAGUCCAAGCCUGCAGCGAAUGGCCAUACGGGAUCUGCCAAUAAGCAUCAGCCUUCCCAGCCAAGUAGUUUACGACAUGUCAACACUGGAAGGGAAGAGCCUAUACGCAUCAACUCACGCUCGCCGAGUGUUGCCAAUCGCGUUGCCCGCUAUCAGUCAUACAAGUGCAAGUGGCAGAACUGCACUGCUGACCUCCACAACCUAGAGACUUUGAAGAAGCAUGUUUUCAAGGUGCACCGAAAGGAAACGCUUCGGAACACUCUGGAAUGCCUGUGGGGCGAUUGCGGCAAGGAGGUGACCAACUACGAUCCCAACACAAACAUGCGAAUUGAGAAGCACACACCUCACUCUUUCGAUCUUGAGAGCAACUGGCGCAAUCACGUACAAGAGACUCACUUUGACCCGCUCUCAUGGGAACUCGGUGACGGACCAGCCAGUGGUCUUUCGGAAAAUGUAGAGGCGCAUGACUCGGAAGCUUAUCUGAGCGAUGCUCAGGGCCGACCUGUGACACCGCGCAUCAGAGCUGAUCCUGAUUGCGUCAAUAUGUAUCAGUCAACAUUGCAGGCUCCUGCGUCUGGUCCGCGUGGACGUGGUCGCCCACCAAAGAGCAGCCAAGAACAAGAAGCGCGCGAGGCGCAGGCCCGCUUGGUCUCGCAGAAGAGGCGCAUUGGACCAGGCAUGGAUAGGGGAGGCGCAACGCUCGUUAACGAUAAGCGUCGGAAAGGUUUCAUCGAUAACAACGGAGUAGAGGAGGAGUUGGUCGACGCAGAAGAAUAGGCAGGAAAGAUGUGCAUUAAAUUCUUGGGCUCAAUUGGUCAACACCAUCCGCAUGUGGCUGACAGGGUCUUUGAGAUAUGCGCUUCUUUGUUUUACCAUGCAUAUACCCUUAGUAAGGAGGUCUGAAAGACUUGAUACGAGCAGCUUCACGCAGGUAAUUUGGCUAGGAGCCAGAGUUGCUGCAUUGGUGUAAUGACUGAUCUUCCACCCUUUCCAAUUCAAUUGUCCUC
This is a messenger RNA of Parastagonospora nodorum SN15, 3617 nucleotides long. RefSeq lists its product as hypothetical. The transcript is spliced from 5 exons. The record is from RefSeq and is a predicted model, not a curated record. NCBI's taxonomy places the organism in Eukaryota, Fungi, Ascomycota, Dothideomycetes, Pleosporales, Phaeosphaeriaceae. Bases 1 to 3387 code for a protein of 1128 amino acids. Gene Ontology annotation, molecular function: DNA binding. Gene Ontology annotation, biological process: regulation of transcription by RNA polymerase II. Gene Ontology annotation, cellular component: ESC/E(Z) complex.